Messenger RNA from Pleurotus ostreatus (oyster mushroom), 651 nucleotides. It is a transcript of the gene TSA1, whose product is annotated as cTPxI. The record is from RefSeq and is a predicted model, not a curated record. Gene Ontology annotation, biological process: response to oxidative stress; hydrogen peroxide catabolic process; cell redox homeostasis. Gene Ontology annotation, molecular function: thioredoxin peroxidase activity. Lineage: Eukaryota; Fungi; Basidiomycota; Agaricomycetes; Agaricales; Pleurotaceae. Gene Ontology annotation, cellular component: cytosol. The transcript has 6 exons. Bases 1 to 651 code for a protein of 216 amino acids.
AUGGUUGCCCUCGUUCAACGCCCCGCUCCUGCUUUCAAGGCCACUGCUGUAGCAGAGGGUCAGUUCAAAGACAUCUCUCUGUCGGACUUCCUUGGACAAUGGGUCGUAUUGCUUUUCUAUCCCAUGGAUUUCACGUUUGUCUGCCCAACCGAGAUUUUGGCGUUUAACGACGCUCUUGAGCAAUUCAAACAGCUCCAUACCACUGUGCUCGGUGUAUCUACGGACUCGCAGUUCUCUCAUUUUGCUUGGUCGCAGCAGCCACGCAAGCAAGGUGGCCUAGGCCCUGAUCUCAGGCUGCCACUCGUAGCCGACCGGAAUAUGCAGAUAUCUCGUGAUUAUGGCGUACUUAUCGAGGAGGAGGGCAUUGCCCUCCGUGGUCUAUUCUUGAUUGACCCCAAGGGUACUCUUCGCCAAAUUACCGUGAACGAUCUCCCAGUCGGCCGUUCGGUUGACGAGACUCUUCGUCUUAUCAAGGCCUUCCAGUUCACGGACAAGCACGGUGAAGUUUGCCCCGCCAACUGGACUGAGGGAGAGAAAACCAUCAAAGCCGACCCCAAGGACUCGCUUGAGUAUUUUUCCACCGUCAGCGAUGCUGCCCCUACCAACGGACAUACCAAUGGUGCUGCCAAGAAGCGCGCUCGCGUCGAUUGA